AAGAUAUAAGUGAUAUAAGUGAUAUAGAAAGUACCAAUAAUUCAGAUAAUUCAGAUGAUAUAUUAGAGACAAGUAGCACAGAAGAUGAAAAUAAUACUGAAGAUAUAAUGGAUAUAGAAGAUGCAGAUAAUAUAGAAAAUUCUGAAAAUAUAGAAGUUGCAAACACAAUAAAUACUAUUACUAAAAUGCAAUCUUUAUAUAAUCCAAUAGCAAUUAAUAAUAAAAAAAACAAAACAUCACCUAUAUGGAAUAAUAUAGAAGAACAAAAAAUAGAAAAUUAA
Messenger RNA from Cetraspora pellucida, 281 nucleotides. The record is from the annotation of a GenBank genome assembly. NCBI's taxonomy places the organism in Eukaryota, Fungi, Glomeromycota, Glomeromycetes, Diversisporales, Gigasporaceae.